Laccaria bicolor S238N-H82 is the source of this 942-nucleotide messenger RNA. RefSeq lists its product as uncharacterized. Bases 1 to 942 code for a protein of 313 amino acids. The transcript has 5 exons. Gene Ontology annotation, cellular component: cytoplasm. NCBI's taxonomy places the organism in Eukaryota, Fungi, Basidiomycota, Agaricomycetes, Agaricales, Hydnangiaceae. The record is from RefSeq and is a predicted model, not a curated record. Gene Ontology annotation, molecular function: GTPase activity.
AUGCCAUUCGGCGAAAUCGUCUGCGGUUCACCAGGAAGCGGCAAAUCAACCUACUGCUACGGCAAACACCAACUCUUCACCGCCCUCUCCAGACCCAUAUCCAUCGUCAACCUCGACCCCGCAAACGACAACAUACCCUACCCAUGCGCGAUCGACAUAUCCUCACUCAUCACACUCAAAGAUGUCAUGGAAGAACAUGGGCUAGGACCGAACGGGGGAAUGCUGUAUUGCAUGGAAUAUCUUGAUGAGAACUUUGAUUGGCUUGAGGAGAGGUUGAGGGAUCUUGGGGGGGAGGCGUAUGUCCUUUUUGAUUUACCUGGACAGGUGGAGUUGAGCACGAAUCAUGAGAGUGUUAAGAGGAUUGUGGAGAAGCUUGGAAAGUUGGGAUUUCGGUUGGCUGCUGUUCACUUGUGCGACGCGCAUUAUAUCACAGAUGCCUCAAAGUAUAUAUCAGUACUUCUACUAUCCCUCCGUGCAAUGCUACACCUCGAACUACCCCACAUCAACGUCUUAUCCAAAAUAGAUCUCAUAUCCCAAUACGGAGAACUCGAAUUCAACUUGGAUUUCUACACCGAAGUCCAAGACCUAUCCUACCUCCAAAACUCACUCUCCUCCUCCCUCCCACCCCGCUUCGCAGCACUAAACAUGGCAAUGAUAUCCCUAGUCGAAGACUACAGCCUCGUCGGAUUCGAAACGCUCGCAGUCGAGGACAAAAACUCAAUGAUCAACCUAACCCGCACCAUCGACCGCGCAACAGGCGCUGCGGGGGAGAUGAAGGGGGUACGAAGCGACGUUAGGGACGUCCAGGAACGGUGGCUUGAUGCGAAGGAGGAGUGGGAUGCGUUUGAGAGGAGGGAGUGGAGGAAGGAGGGGGAGGUGGCUGCCAGGGAACGUAAUGGGAUACGGGAGAGGAGGGGAGGGGAUGUUAGGAUGGAUGUUUGA